AUGCGCGAACUCAAGCAAAUGAAUACGGGCUCAAGGAUUGUCCAGAUGCUCGAGUAUACAGGCAACGUUGUACUGUUCAAUACAGUCAUGCUGGGACUUGCUGCUUGUCACUGGAUAGCGUGUGGGUAUAUGGCUGUUGCACAUCUGGAGUGUGGUAUCGACUUCAUGCUCUGUAGCAAAGCUCGCACUGUACUAACCACAAUACCUGGAGCUGGAGCACAUGGUGUUCCGAAAGGGAUUGCAAAGGUCUCACCGACUGGAGACGGGUCUGGAUAUACGUGCUGGGCUAUCGAAGACUAUCUGGUGGGCACAAAUGUCGGUCGACAAUACGGUCGUGCAGUGUAUUGGGCUUCCCGUUCUGUGGUUACUGCAGGCUUCUACGACGUCGCAGCGACUACAAAUGUUGAGACUCUUUACGCGAUUUUCGCUCAAGUUAUUGGUGCCAUCUUCAGCACUGCAGUUCUCGCUACAUUCCUCUUUAUUUUCCGGUAUAGAAACGCUCGGAUGCAGGAGUUUAUGGCCCAUGUGGACAGUGCAAAGGAGUACAUGCGAGUUCGACAUUUUCCCGAAAAUGUACGUGAAGGAGUUCUCGGGUACUACAAAAACACAUGGGCUACUCAUCAUGCAUUAUAUCAUGAUGAGGCGAUCGAGCGGCUACCAGGACACUUAAAAGUGAGUGUAUACAGUGUUUUAAAGGCUAAGCGGAUCCAGGACGUCGCCUUUCUGUCGAAAGAGAGCAUCGAAUUUAUCAACACGUUGGCAUUACGAAUCGAAUAUUGUGUCUAUUCUCCUAAAGACUGGAUUAUCGAGAAACUACCCGAUGGAAUGUAUUUUGUGCUACGUGGAAGCGUCCAACUCGACGGUCCUAGACACCCACAGACUGCUUUUGCUAAGGCUGGGGGCCAUUUUGCAGAAGGUUCUUUACUCUUUCCAACUCGAUCGGAGGAACGUGCGAGAGCUCAGACUUAUUGCGAUCUGUACAAACUCCCACAACGCAGUUUUAACAAGACUUUAGCUGUGUUUUAUCGCGAAAAUGCACAUCAACACUUGGAAGAAAUGCGAUCCAUGCACGCUCGACAUGAUCAACAAGAGCAGAAAAUGAAGAAAAUGCUCGGUCGAUCGGCUGAUAAUGCAGAGACCAAUGUAAAUGCCAACAACAGCGGUGGCCGAUAUAGCGUCACGUAUGGUAAUGAUGUGCGUAGUGUUAAGCGGCCACGGAUUCCGUGGCGUAUGCCUGGCUCUAGUUUCCGAAAAUAUUGGGAGCAUGCGCGCUUAUUUUCGCUGGUUUUCGUGGUAUUUGAGGUCCCGUUGUACUGCGUUUUCGACGCUGAUACUUUCCCAUUUGGUGCCAAGUCAAAGUACUCGCUUCAAUCCUUAACAUCCAUCUUCGUUGAGGCUUUUUUUGUCGUAGAUUUUGUGCUUCGAGCACGAUUUUUCGCGUAUGUAGACCAACUUGCACUCAUUACAGUGAGUGAUCCAAGUUACAUCCUUGAAGCUUAUCGAGAGAACGGUUUAUGGUUUGAUUUACUAGCGAUUGUCCCGUUACCACUGGUGGUCGAAUUUGUAGUACAUCGCGGUCAUGGAUGGACAAUGUGGCUCCAGAUUAGUAGACUUAUCCGGCUGUUGCGUGCCCGAUACCUACAACAAACUAUCCAGGAAUUUAGCCACAUUCGAGGCCUCUCGUCGAAAAUGCAGCAAGCAGGAACAAUGCUGUUGUACGUGACUUUAACGAUCCAUGUGGCUGGUUGUUUAUGGUUUCUUAUGGCUCGUUUCAGUGUCUUGGAAACCGAAUUUGAACCUAUACUAGAGGAAUACACACGUGAUCGCUGCUUACGAGACGCUGGACUUCACGGGAACUGCUCAUGGACAGUGUACGACGCGUAUGGCCAAAUUGGUACAACCUUUAAAGUACAAGAUCCGGAACAUUCCAUUUACACUAUCACAAUGGCCUAUAUGCGCUCCAUUUACUGGGCUAUCGUUGCACUCACUACUGUUGGCUACGGUGACAUUGUGGCUUUUUCAACUUUCGAAAGUUAUUUUGCAGCUGUAUGGGUUUUUAUCGGAGGUAUCAUAAAUUACGGGGUCGUGGGUGCUAUGUCAAAUAUCAUAUCGAAUCUUACAGCCAGUAGCCACCACCAUUCCGAGAAAAUGAACUCCGUGAACGUAACUUUGGGGCAUUUCCGGAUAUCUGAAAGUGUACGAGUGCGAAUCCGUCAGUUCUAUCACCAACAAAUGUACGAACAAAAAGUGACGUCGGAAGUGCAGCUUCUUGAUGGUUUACCGGCCCAACUACGUCAUAGAAUCUCAAGUAUCCUUCACGCUGAGUCUGUACGUAAGGUUCCGAUCUUUGUCGAUGCUCAGAACGAACGUCUACUGUAUGAACUCACGGGGCUAUUUCGACGCCAAUUAUUCCAACGAGGUGACCCUUUUUUUGCGGAGGGAACAUUAUGCGAAGAAAUGUAUGUCGUUGUGAAUGGACGCGCCAAUAUUUUCAGCAAAAGAGUCGGUACUUUACCGGUGGGAGCAUUAUCAGCUGGCGAUUGCUUUGGAGUUUGCGAGCUUUUACUGCGGAAAAGUUUUAACACGACAGUCGUCGCAGCUAGUGUCGUGGAUGCUUCUGUCAUCACAUAUUCGGCUUUUGUUGCAAAGAUUGAAGGUCAUUUUCCCGCUGAGAUGGAAAGUUUGCGUUUGCAAGCUACGCAACAGCAUAUUUUCGACACUUUGACGCUCGAAGCAGUGAUCGAUAACAUCAAAUCGAGGUCGACACUGAUGAAAUUUACGGAGAAAUGCACGAGCAUGUUCGAGGAGAAGGAGAACUGGGGUCAACACAAAAACAAGAUGCGCAUUCGACUCUAUUGGGACUUGAUCGUACUAAUUCUGGACGUGUAUAAUGCCUUCCAAGUCACGUUUCGGAUUGGAUUUCUGGCGCAUCCUUCAAGUGGUACGAGAGUUUUUCUUGUCGUCUCGGAUUUUGUAGGUGACGCAUUCUUAUUGGCAGAUAUUUACCUUAAGCUUUACUACUUCGAGUGUGAAGGUGCUGGACUGAUGAACCUAAUUUAUCGAGAGGAGCGUAGUGAGACCUACAAGGGUCACGAAUUACGCGGUGAUUUACUGAGUAGUCUUCCUCUUUACUAUGUGGGGAGUAGCUUUCUGGCUAUGAGUUUAUGUCGACUACCGAGAUUACUUCGACUUCACCAGGUUCCAUCGAUGAUCGACUCGCUUAUCAUGCGCAUACAGCAACGUUUUUCAGCUGGAGGGAAUAUUUCAGCGUAUUUGAGUCCUAUCAAACUCGUGCUUAUUUUACUCUUCACGGGCCAUCUGGCUGCUUGUGUGUUUUACCUCAUCUGUCAUACCGAUCAUAACCACAAGAACUGGACGCACCACGACCCGAUCGUGGUUAUGGAGCAUGAAUCGACUGGUGUGCUUUAUCUUCGUGCUUUCUACUGGGCAUUGACAACAUUGACACUUGUAGGGUCAAGAGAGAUUGUGCCACUAGGAUUGCCUGGAACGAUCUGGGCUACAUUCACGUGUCUGUGUUGCGCGUUCAUUGUGGGUCAUAUCGUGGGAGAACUCUCAGAACUUAUUUUGGAGAUGGAUGCAACUAAAAAGGAACUUAAAGAACGUGAGUCCCAUUUCGACCAAUUCGCUAAAGACCACGAUUUACCGUCCAGUAUUUGCACCCGUGUGCAACAUUACCUCAAGUUUCAACAUCAUUAUCUCAAGGGUAUGGAUAUCUACGCCACUUUCAGUGAUUUAUCGCCAAAUUUACGUGUACAAUUGAUGAUGGAUCUCCAUGGAACUACUUUACAGAAUCUUUGUAUCGCCCCAUUUCUGAAUCAAACCCAGAUUAAUGGACUGGCCAUGCGACUUAAAUCAGAGCUUUACAUUCCCGGGGAUACAAUUAUCGUCGAGGGGGAUUUAGGACACAAAUUGUACAUUGUCAAAGGUGGAACGGGGAUGGUACUGUGGAAAUCCACUGGUACAGCCGUAGCCACUCUUACUGCCGGUAGUUUAUUUGGAGAAGUGGCUUUUUUUCUUCGGGGACAGCGACGAAUUGCGUCGGUACAAGCAACCACUUGCAGUGAAUUACUGGUAUUAGGACGUCGUUCAUGGGAAGAAUUACUGGCUUCAAGUGCUCGCGAAGAAGCUGAAAGCACCGAGCGGGCACUGAUCCAAUGGGUACAGUACUGUCUUAAAGGAUACAACAUCAUGACAGUGGAAAUUGUGAAAGAUAUUAAAUCUGGGGAUACUGGAACUUCCAAGACACCCAAAAAUAUUGAGGAACUUCGAGAACUCAACGCGAUGAAGAUGCAUGAUACAGAUAACGCUCCAGUGAUAGAUCCACUCAGAUAUGUAUCAGCGACAACACUUGAAGAGAGAAAAGUGCGUCAAUUAUUACGAAAAACAGCAGGAUAUGGUGGUAAAAACAAAGCCGAGUUUGCUGCCCCAAGUAUCUUGACAAUAGUUUUCCGCUGGGUACGAGACAAUAUCCUUCCAAGUGGACGGAAAGCAGCCAAACUCGGACGAGUGUACGCUGAUAACUCAGACUUCGAUGCUCGAAAUGAGCCCGUCACCACAUCUACGAGUGGUACCCGUCGUCUCUUUGCAUGGCACACGCCCAGAAACACCACUUCCGGGCUCUCUCUUCAUAAAAUGAAGUCUUUUAAGAACGGAACGGCAGUGCAAAUCAACCCCGUGAGUCGCAGUAUGCGCGAAUAUUAUCGAGACGAACAACUUGUCGAGAUGGAAGAGGAGUGUUGGCGUCGCUAUAAAGUCUCGCUGUUCAUGGCUGACGCGUUUACAGGCGAAGUAAUCAAACAAUCCCCAGCAGUAACACCUGUAUCUCCGCAGCUACUAGUACAGCCUCAACCUCAAGCAAACAUAAUACUUUCGCAAAAUACAUCAAGAAACGAGGAAGACAGCACGCCAACAGCUUCCAAAGCGGAAACAAAAAUUCGAGUAUCCCGCAAAACUUUCUGUGGUGCAAUGCUACCCGGUGCGAGUCCUCAACGUGCCACACGCACCUUAGUAACUACCGACGGUAUGCGCUUCCUUGAGAACUACGAGUCCCGAAAUCGUCCCAGUGAACGUGGUCUGAGUAGAAAACGUCGUCCUAGAGGCAGCAUCCACGGACACGAAUUGCACCAGUCUUUUGGGAUCACAAAUUUACCCUCUGGAGCCGCACGAGCGCAUCGUCGACAGCGCAAGCUGAAGCGAAGCCAGUCUCUUCCUCUUUUUGAUCGCCAUUUCGCUCAUAUGAUCCGAGAAGAACUGCAAGAUUCGAACGCUAAGGAGUCGGAAAGUAAGUUAAAUCUGGGCUUCGAGUUGCUCCAGAGAUGCCGACAACCUGAAUUUUCGUCCCUUUUUCGAAUUUAUUUAACGUGGCUGAAGCAUGAAAAGCGCUGGAGUCAAUGGUACAGCCAGCAAACUGAGCGAUUCACCUGGCUGCGUAGUUUUUCAUCGUCUAGCUCAGCCAGCGAAAAUUCUCGAACAAUGUCAUUUUUCGACUCUGGGCAUGACAGAACCGCGUCGACGUCUUCGCUGCCCGAUAGAAGCACGUCAAGUAAAGCUGAAGACUUCGUGAACCUUUUGUCUCGAUGCUAUCGACUGUGGGAGUGGGUGGUGGUUUUUGUUGGACUUUUCUACGCCGUGACGAUCCCAUUCUUUGUGUGCUUCGCGUCGGACCUUGAGACGUUCCAUGAAGACCACGAAGACGAGAUUGCAUUGGCACAUUGGGAACGUAUUGUAAUUUGUGUCGAUUUAGUCUGCAUAGCAGACUUCUUACUCAAGCAUUCGGCCUUCCGACGGGUCCUUGCGCUCAGUGACGGAGGCAGUACGGACGUUCCUACAGCUGCCCCACAACCUUUGGCUCCACCUCCAUUGACGUCGAUGCGUAGUACAAAAUCGUUGGUAUCAACUGCACCGCUACCAACGAUACAGAAACGAAAGAGUUGGUGGAAACAGCAUGUGAAUACCCACUUAUGGCUCGAUAUCAUGACUUCUUUACCCUUCGAUAUAUUGCUGUAUAUUCCGCCACUGUCGAAGUCGUCUAUGACGGAUCAUCGCUGGUUCUAUCUAUCGCUGUUUCAACUGAAUAAAAUACCGCGCAUUUUGGAAUCUAUUGAAGCGAGCGAAAGAUUAACUCAAUUCCUGGCUGUGGAUCUGAAUUUACCGAUAGGUGAGAGUCGAUUGCACUUUAUCCGAACAGUUUGUGUGUACCUUCUUUCAGGGCAUUGGAUCGGUUGUUUAUGGUUUCGAUUGGGUUUACAUGCGUAUCAUUUCUACGGAGAUUCCUGGCUUUCCACCUAUAAGAUGUUGGCCGUAGAUUACUUCGGGGAGCUUAGUGAGAUCCCCACUUCUCGACGAUAUCUUCGCUCUCUGCACUUCGCUAUCGGCUCGAUUACUACUGUUUUUUACGGCGAUGUCGUGAGUAUGAAUGCGAUUGAAACAGUAGUCGAAAUCGCCUUUAUCGUCGUGUGUAUCUUGAUCUUCGGUGUGUUGGUUGGAGCGCAAGGCGAGAUGAUUGAAGCCAACUACAAGCACAAGAUGCUGUUCGAACAGAAUUUGAUGGAACUGUAUCAUUUCUUAAAGAAUAACGACGUGCCACGUGACGUUCGACAGCGAUUACGGCUCUACUAUACGAAUACAUGGCUAAAAUACCACGGCCACGACGAUUUAGAAGGUGUACGGGGCCUUUCGACGCUGCUGGUCGAGGAUAUCGCUCAGUAUACUCUUCGAAGUUUUGCCAAUCGUGUAUCCAUUCUCAAGAGCUGUGACGAGAGCUUCUUGCGUUCCUUGUUGACGUGUUUAAAACACAUUAUCUGCUCGUCAUCUGAAGCGGUGGUACGUAAAGGUGAUGUCGAUCGAAGCAUGUAUUUUAUCGCGAAAGGUAAAAUACUCGUCCAAGGCCCCGGGUUUGAACUGGUUAAGCAAGAAGGAGAUUUUUUCGGCGAAUUGUCGCUAUUGUAUGGCAUUCCUCGGUCUGCUACGUGCUCGUCAUUGGGUGUUUCGCUGCUCUACGUGUUGGAGUGGGAGACAUACGAGAGGCUGCUGGCGGACUACCCGGAAUACCGUGAGCAGAACCGACGAGAAUGGGUUAUUGUGAGCACUGUGUUGAAGACUGGGGAGUCACGCUUCCGCUCUAUCAUUGACAUUGUAGCACGCAUGGAAAAGGCCGACUGGGUGCUUGUGGAUCAGAUUAUCCGUAAGGCUAAGAGUCUCAAGUAG
This is a messenger RNA of Phytophthora nicotianae INRA-310, 7227 nucleotides long. RefSeq lists its product as hypothetical. The coding region runs from base 1 to 7227 and encodes 2408 amino acids. Gene Ontology annotation, molecular function: monoatomic ion channel activity; protein-containing complex binding. Gene Ontology annotation, cellular component: membrane. The record is from RefSeq and is a predicted model, not a curated record. The transcript has 2 exons. Gene Ontology annotation, biological process: transmembrane transport; monoatomic ion transport. NCBI's taxonomy places the organism in Eukaryota, Oomycota, Peronosporomycetes, Peronosporales, Peronosporaceae.